This is a messenger RNA of Meloidogyne enterolobii, 220 nucleotides long. Lineage: Eukaryota; Metazoa; Nematoda; Chromadorea; Rhabditida; Meloidogynidae. The record is from the annotation of a GenBank genome assembly.
UUUUUUUAAAUUGAAAAAAUAAACAACGAAAAUUAUCAAUAUAAUGAUUGCCUCAACUAGUGAACAACAACAAAUGACUACUUCAAGUUUUGUUAAUAAUAAAACUUCGUUUAUAAAGGAGGAAAGAGAAGAAAAUAUUAAAGAAGCAGAUGGAGAGGAGAAUAAUGGAGAUAAACAGGUGAAUGCAAUGAGAAUUAAAAACAAAAAAAUCAGAAUUUAG